This is a messenger RNA of Zychaea mexicana, 1926 nucleotides long. RefSeq lists its product as uncharacterized. Gene Ontology annotation, cellular component: MUB1-RAD6-UBR2 ubiquitin ligase complex. Lineage: Eukaryota; Fungi; Mucoromycota; Mucoromycetes; Mucorales; Lichtheimiaceae. The transcript is spliced from 2 exons. Gene Ontology annotation, biological process: ubiquitin-dependent protein catabolic process; establishment or maintenance of cell polarity. The record is from RefSeq and is a predicted model, not a curated record. Bases 357 to 1544 code for a protein of 395 amino acids.
UUUUUAAGAAACCAAAUGCCGGGAUGAAUGAAAGUAUAACAGGUGCUCCAAAGAAAGACGGUAUACCCAUCAUUCAAAUCGCUAUCGAUAUAGCAGGCUGCAGUCGUCGUUGUAUAAAUGUAGAGACGCUGAUGCGUUAGAAGAUCUCAAAGCUAGUGUAAAACAGCUGCUAUUGCUUCAAAAAUCUGCUUUGAAACCGCAGCAGAAAAAAAAAGAGAUCUUCCGCUUGUGUGCGGGCUGGUUGCAAUAUAUAAUCGUCUCCCUCCCCUUCUUUCUAUUAUUGUUUCCCACUUUUUGCUUUCUUCUUCCUUCACUCCACGCUUCUUGAUUCCUCCCCCGCCCCUUCCCACAUCAUCAUGCGCGAACCCAACUUGAGCUUUCCCAGUCAGAAUCGAGCCGCCGUGUGCAUCACUUCUGCCUUGUACGAUAGACGGGCGCUCGACUGCACUGCUACACUCCCAAUGAUCAACUCGCUGACUCAUCUUGCCUACUUGACCUCCACUUCGCCACGCAUUAGAGAAAUCUUAAUACUUGAUGGCGGCUUGGAACAGUUGGUGCGCAUUCUAUCCAGCCCACAUGUACAGCAACCCAUGACGAUGGCAACUGCUACAAAUGCAGCUUCACCACACGACCUACGGAGUCUGUGCCAAUGGUCACUUGCUUUCCAGUGUGUCGUUAACAUUGGUGUACGGGGCACGGAACAAAUCCGAACAAGGGUUGUUGAGGCCGGCAUGAUUACGAUUGUCCUCAAAGUGCUUCAGAACUUUUUACGAGCAUUGGAGGCUGCUCAAUCACCUGUUGUUCGGAGAAGCACAUUUCCAUAUGUGAAAAUUAGUGCAGAACAACGCCGACGCAACCGACGAGGAGGCGCAACCCAGCAACAUCACCAGCAUCAGCGUGAACAAGAAGGCUCACUGGUCAACAUGUUUUACCGCGAAGAAGAUAUCCUCAUGUCACUACAGCUGUUGGCGUACCUGUCGAAAUACCCUCAUAUUCGUCAGCUGUUUUACACUGCUUAUGACUGUAACGUAUUCUCUAUCGUCGAAAGAUUCACCCAUCGUGUGCAUCCGCAUUUGAUCCAGUAUUGGGCUGGUGUUAUCAUGCGCAACGCUUGUCGCAAGGAUGAAACGCAGGGCGGCAUCCGGAGGUGUGCAAACAUGCGUUGCGGAAAAUGGGAAACGAAACCUCGCGAGUUUGCAAAGUGUCGCCGAUGUCGUAAAGCCAAAUACUGCAGCAAAGCAUGCCAAAGCGAAGCCUGGAGCGACGGUCACCGCUGGUGGUGUGUCGAACGGCCGCCAUCUUCAAGUACUGCUGCUGUUGUAACCGCCACUGUCGCUAAUACUGAACCAGCAACAAACCAUGCAACUGUUGCUACCGCUCAAACAACGACUAACGACACCAACUCGACUCCAUCCAACACCGCCAUUACUGAAACUCCUGCAGCACCUGCACCGUCUAUUUCGUCAACGUCUCCAUCAGCAGAUCAACAACAGCAACAACAACAGCAGCAGCAGCAAGAGCUGCUCCAACCUAUGCAUCAUUAAUAAUCAAUCAUUUGCACUACACUCAACAGCAACGUCAUUCACUUAAUCAAUCACUUUUCACACUUCCUUUCCCUCCUAUUUCUUCCGGAUACUUACACAUAUACAUUACUCAUACAAAUCUCGCUCUCAACCUUUUUCCCUCUAACAACUCAUAAGUAUAUUACUAUCCAAGCAUAUCCCCCUUCCUUCUCUUUAUUUCAGCAAACUAAGCAUGAAUAAUAAAAAUGGCCUUGUACAUACUAUAGAAGGAAACGCGUAAUAAAGAGUAAAAACAAUGAAGAGCAAUAAUGAUGAUAAUAGUAGUAGUAGUAGUAGUAUUAUCUAUGCGAUAUAAAGAACAUGAAGAAGAGAGUGACAAACAACGGUCUGAGAUCAUUUUUUC